Molecule: messenger RNA, 1407 nt
Organism: Stylonychia lemnae
Lineage: Eukaryota; Ciliophora; Spirotrichea; Sporadotrichida; Oxytrichidae
Source: the annotation of a GenBank genome assembly
AUGGGUACUUAUGACUUUUCGUCUAAAUCUGCAUUUAAAAAUCAAGUUGAACAUCUAGAUGAAAAAAAUGCUAAGGAAACUCUUAGGAUUUUAGUUGAUUUUCUGAAAACAGAAACUGACAAGACUCUGAGCAGGACUGGAAAAAAGUCAUUGACCUACGAACCUUUUCUGACUAACAUUUUAGAAUUAAGAGAAAAUUCCAAUUCACCUUAACAACAAGAAGAACCUGAUUAGUGCUACUAAUCCUAAGAGGCUCAUGCUGAAUUAAUCUUUUUCUACAAUUCACCAAAGGAAUUAUUAAGCCCUAAGAAUGGGGAGAUUGGUUUCAGAAACAAUAGAAAAAUGGUGAAUUCAUCAACAGAGAUGAGAAUCAGAUCUAUUAUUAAUGUAGCAAGCAUAGAGAAAAACUUUCUGAAAAACUAGUUCUAAAAAGAGGAAUUACUCGUGAGUAACUUUGAAGUUUAAACAAUUUUCUUAGAUUUCAAAGGACUCGGUAAGAAAAUUCAUCAGAAAUAUAUUUUAUAGACAAAAAAGCAACCAGCAGAAUCCCCUUAAAUGAAGCGAAGAAUGACUUUAAAAAGAUAGAAUACCAGGCCAUCUAAUAGUUUACUAGACUAAGCUAACAUUUAAUAGAUUGAACUAUAUCAAAAUAUUGCCGAGGAGACUGAAAAUCUAAAUGAAAUGCUGUCAAAUUUGUGCAGAGAAUCAUAGGCAAAGACUUAAAUUCUUAAGGAUAAAAUAUAAUUCUUAAAAGAUAAAUUAUCUGACGCCUUAAAACAAAGAACAGACUUCUAAAAGUUAUACACCGACGAAAUCUAAGAAUCACUGAGUUCUCAAAACCAAGAAGUAAGAAGACUCAGAAAUGAAAUUGACACUUAUGUUAAAAUGACUUUGGAAUACAAGGAGAGAUUAAAAGACGCUAAGACAAAUCUUGAUAGAUGCAAAAAACAAAUAGAAGGCUAUUAAUCUACUUAUCAAGAUAUUGACUUAGAUGCUCUUCAUGAGAGAAUGCAAUUCUUGCAAACAAAAAAUAUUAGUUUCUAGCAUAAAAUUGGCUUUUUAACUCAGCAGAUAAAUGGAUUUGCGAAGCAAGCUACUGGCAGAUAGAGUAUUCUUUUCAGAUAGAAUAAUCUUUACGAAAAGCUACUGGCAGGAAUGGACAACACCAUGCAGGAGUUUAAUGAUGAAGAUGAAGAUAACUAAUCUGAUGAUAAUGCUCAAGUCUUUUUGUAAAAUGAUGAACAAGAUACAACUAAUCUGCCGCCUGAAAAGCUUUAAGAGUUUGUUGCUGGAUAAAAGCUAUUAUCCUAAGCACUAGCAAAAAAAGGCCUAAACUUAAGCUAUGAAUUAAAGUUAAAUGGUAAAAAUAACAAACAAUUCAAAGAUCUAGAGAUGUAGAUAAUGUGA